AUGCACUGGGUUUUGGUUGCGCAUACUUACUUCAAGUCAAAAGAAUCAGAAAUAGACAACCGAAAGUGGUUUCGGUGUACGAACCUGCGGUAUUGUUGUCUUGAUGAACAUCAUGACACUACAGUUAAGAUGAGAGACGGCCUUCUUAAGAAUCCCAAGAGGUUAAAAAUAUGUUGGCUGCGGAUUGCUGUAUCUGCUAAACGCUUAAAGCCUAUGACCCGACCCGACCCAGCCCAGUCCGGCCCUGAAAAGCCCGGCCCUGAUGGAGGGCUUUGGCGGGCUCAAGGCUCGGGCUCAAGAUAUGGAAAUCCCAAGCCCUGGUGUCAGGCUGCAAAACUUACCAUGGAGGUGACAUCUACACCUCAUUUCAUGCCUGUGGAUACCAAAAGCCCAGCAAAAUACCUGAGUCCAGCCCGACCCAAGCCUGACCCUGAGGUGGGCUUUGGCGGGCUCAGGGCUCGGGCUCACACAUUCCCAUUGCCUGACCCUCAAAAGCCCAGCCCAAGCCCGAAAAGCCCAGCCCGACCCGGCCCGGACAUCACUAGAUGGGUACAUUGUCGUCUACCCAUGCUAAUCCCCUUACCUUAUGGAGCUCUAUUUCCGGCGGUGAUGGUCCUAUUUGAGGAUGCUGUUAAUAAUCGGUUUUCAUCGCACGCUGUCUUGAUCAGAAAUGGAGACCCAGGCGUUGUCAUAGCCUUAUAGAAGCACUUGACACUCAUUCGACCUUCUCUACUAUCCCGAUCAUGAAACUUUGGAAAACUGAGACAACGGUAUUGCGAAGCGGACCCUGAUGCCGAAGGAUAUGUAGGCAGUAAUACAGACUCUUGGAUAUAUUGCAGUGAUCCAGAC
Messenger RNA from Desarmillaria tabescens, 849 nucleotides. RefSeq lists its product as uncharacterized. Lineage: Eukaryota; Fungi; Basidiomycota; Agaricomycetes; Agaricales; Physalacriaceae. The transcript has 6 exons. Bases 1 to 702 code for a protein of 233 amino acids. The record is from RefSeq and is a predicted model, not a curated record.